AUGAACACGCUCAAUCUUCUCCUAGGGCUUGCUGAUGUGACUUCUGUUUUAUUCGCCUCCUUCUUCCGCAUUAGUAGCGGAAUCGGUGGCAUAGGCCCACAGCUCAAGCCACUGAUUCAAGCUGCUGCCAUAUUUGCGUGCUGGUCUUUUGUUGCUCAUAUGCUUGGAAACAUGCUCAUCGCAAUCAAUCGAUACUCUGCACUUCGCCUGAAUAAGAAUUACGAGAAGGUUUGGAAAAGAAGAAAUGUACGUCUUAUAAUAGGACUGCAAUAUGGCUGUGCCUUUGCAGCUUUCAUCCCAUUAUUUAACGCAGAAUACAUAUUUAUGCAGAAUGAUGAUGGAACCUACACGUAUGUGGGCAUUGACAAAAGUAGCAGUCUG
Molecule: messenger RNA, 381 nt
Organism: Cooperia oncophora
Lineage: Eukaryota; Metazoa; Nematoda; Chromadorea; Rhabditida; Trichostrongylidae
Source: the annotation of a GenBank genome assembly